AAUCUUCAAAAAUAAAUUCUAGUAAACAAUGAAUGGCCUUAAUAUUUUAAGAACUGCUAUCCUCAAUCCAUCUUUGAAGUGUAUUCCUACCACCAAUUUGAUUGCCAAAAGGUUCAGAAGACCUUCAAUAUGUGCUUACUUGGACUAUCCUGAUAGGAAGCCGUGCUUCGACAUAUGCAACACGAGGAUAAUACGCGGAGACCAAUCAACAGGAGCCAACAUCCACCCGUUUCUCUACGAACACUACUGGACUAGGGAACCUAGCGUCUGUUCAUUAUGGAUGCACUUAGAUAAUGACUACAUUAGGAUCAUGAGCGAUAAGUUCUCUUAUACUGGCGAUCGAUUCUUAGCCAUGGAACCUAUGGACCGAACAGGAGAAUGCAAACUAGUUGGCGUUCUCGUCGCCAACAAGAUCUUUCCCUGGGAGCCGAGGGAGCUAGAGGAAUGGGGUGAUGCCACACCCUCGGUGCCAGAGCGGAGCCGCAUGUACUUCUACUCGCACUGCUACAACAGCUCCAACUUGUGGAAGAAGUACAACGUGGAUUAUAUUUACGAGAUCGAGGUGUUAACGACAGCUUCAGAAGUGACCAGCCAGGGUGUAGCGACGUUGUUACUGAAGUACGUUCUUAAAGAAGCCCUGCUGUUGCGACAUCCGCUCAUACAAGUCAUAUCUACUAGUGCUUACGUUGAUAAAGUAUGUGAGCGUUGCGGAAUGAAGAAGGAAUGGUCUAUGCACUUCGCCGACUUCGUAGAUUCCUUCGGUCAGAGCAUAUUCUACCCUCGCCCUCCUCAUCUCGACUGCAAUAUCUACAUUAAGAAGUUCGACCAGAAGGAGGCGGCUGCGUUGCCGUGCUUACCAGAAGUAUGGUAA
Molecule: messenger RNA, 871 nt
Organism: Cydia amplana
Lineage: Eukaryota; Metazoa; Arthropoda; Insecta; Lepidoptera; Tortricidae
Exons: 6
Coding region: 29-871 (280 amino acids)
Source: RefSeq, a predicted model, not a curated record